Messenger RNA from Cooperia oncophora, 360 nucleotides. The record is from the annotation of a GenBank genome assembly. Lineage: Eukaryota; Metazoa; Nematoda; Chromadorea; Rhabditida; Trichostrongylidae.
GCUCGCCAUAAGGUGGCUAUUAUCAUCCCAUUUCGUGAUCGACAAAGUCACCUAACGCGGCUUCUUGAUUUCCUCAUUCCUAUCCUUCAGAGACAGCGCUUGGACUUUCGAUUCAUUGUUACAGAACAGUAUGGAAACGACCUUUUCAACAAAGGACGCAUAAUGAACGCGGCAUUUCGCUUCGCAGAGACGCUGGGUGUUGAUUGUGUCAUUUUCCACGACGUCGAUAUGUUUCCACAAGACGACCGUAACCCGUAUUCCUGUCCUCCAUCGCCAAGGCAUAUGGGAGCUUUCGUUAGCAAUCUAGGAUAUCAGUUAGUUUUUCUUGUUUUUAUUUUUUUUUGCAAAUAUACUGAUUGA